Suncus etruscus (white-toothed pygmy shrew) is the source of this 4643-nucleotide messenger RNA. RefSeq names its product G protein-coupled receptor 158 (gene GPR158). The coding region runs from base 505 to 4152 and encodes 1215 amino acids. Gene Ontology annotation, cellular component: membrane. NCBI's taxonomy places the organism in Eukaryota, Metazoa, Chordata, Mammalia, Eulipotyphla, Soricidae. The transcript is spliced from 11 exons. Gene Ontology annotation, molecular function: G protein-coupled receptor activity. Gene Ontology annotation, biological process: G protein-coupled receptor signaling pathway. The record is from RefSeq and is a predicted model, not a curated record.
AGCGUCUUCGGCGGCCGCGGCGGCAGCGGCAGCGGCAGCAGCUCGGGCACACACACACCUCGAUGCCAGCGGCUGGGACGCGGCUGGGUUGGAGCCCGUGAGCGAGCAGCCGGCGCAGGGAGAGAGAAAGAGACACACACACACACACACACACACACACACACACACACACACACACACACACAGACACACACAGAGGACAUGUAACCCGUUCGGCUCCGGGUUUCGAGGUGCGUAAUCCCCAUCUGGAGAAGCGGGUGCCGCCGCGGGUGUCGCUACAGGUGAUCGGAUCCCUCCCUGCGGUGGGAGCUUGGCCAGUUGGGUCGAUUGCAAGAUCGUCUUCUUUCUUGCUCUUUAGGACUUUUCUUUUUUCUUUUUUCUUUUUUUUUUCGGGGUGCCAAUCUGGUGCCAGGGUGGGCGAUCAAAGUCUUCCCAAGACCCCGCUUUUAAAAAAAAAGUGACUCCUCCCGGUCCUCUCCUCUCCUGCGCGGCGCUGCGAGGCCAAUGCGAGCCAUGGCUCAUCCGUUACUCUUCUUCUGCCUCCUGUUCGUCCCGGUGGGAUUGGGACUUGCUAGCAUCGGCCGCGACCCUUCGGGACGGCACGAGCCCCCUCGAGAGAAGACCCCCAAGGGGAAGCAGCCGCAGAUGCCGCUGCCUGGGGGAGACUCUGCCUCGGACCCCUCUGCACCCUGGAGCCGCUCCACCGACGGGACCAUCUUGGCGCAGAAACUGGCCGACGAGUUGCCCACGGACGUGGCCUCUUACCUCUCCACCGGGGACCCUCGGCAGCUCCAACGAGCCAACUGCUCCGGCCGCUACGAGUUAGCGGGCCUGCCGGGGAAGUCGCCCGUUUCGGUCGGCUCCCAUUCCUCUUUGCAAGGGGCGCUGGACUCGCUGACACACGCCACCAACUUCCUCAACAUGAUGCUGCAGAGCAAUAAGUCGCGCGAGCAGAACUUGCAAGACGACCUGGAGUGGUACCAAGCGCUGGUGCGGAGUCUCGUGGAAGGCGAGCCCAGUAUUUCCCGGGCAGCCAUCACCUUCAGUCCGGACUCAGUGCCCGUGCCCACGCCGCGGGUCUUCCUCCAGGCCACGCGCCACGACAGUCGCAUCCUGCUCCAGGACCUGUCCGCCUCCGCGCACCAGCUGGCCAACGCCUCGCAGGACACCGAGUGGUUCCACGGGCUCCGGCGCAAGUGGAGGAGCCACUUGCACCGCCGCGGUUCCAACCCGGGGUCCCGGGGAUUGGGUCAGAGCUGGAGGCGCAAGGAUGGAGCUGGAGGGGACAAGAUCCACGUCAAAUGGUCCCCGCCGUAUCUGGAGUGCGAGAACGGGAGCUACAAGCCCGGAUGGCUGGUCACUGUCUCCGCCGCCUUCUACGGCUUGCAGCCCAACCUGGCACCGGAAUUCAGGGGUGUCAUGAAAGUUGACAUAAAUCUUCAGAAAGUGGAUAUUGACCAAUGUUCAAGUGAUGGCUGGUUUUCCGGGACACAUAAAUGUCAUCUUAACAAUUCGGAGUGUAUGCCUAUUAAAGGCCUAGGAUUUGUGCUUGGAGCUUAUCAAUGUAUUUGCAAAGCAGGAUUCUAUCAUCCCCGAGUCUUCUCUGUGAAUAACUUUCAGAGAAGGGGUUCGGAUCACCAUUUUGCAGAAAGUUCGAAAGAUGUCUCGGAAGAAGCCUACCUUUGCCUGCCCUGCAGAGAGGGCUGCCCCUUCUGUGCUGACGACAGCCCUUGUUUCGUCCAAGAGGAUAAGUACUUGAGACUUGCUAUCAUCUCCUUCCAAGCCCUGUGUAUGCUGCUGGAUUUCGUGAGCAUGAUGGUGGUCUACCACUUUCGCAAAGCAAAGAGCAUCAGAGCAUCAGGCCUUAUCCUAUUGGAAACAAUUCUUUUUGGAUCCCUGCUUCUAUACUUUCCGGUUGUUAUUUUAUACUUUGAGCCGAGCACAUUUCGCUGUAUUCUCCUGAGAUGGGUUCGUCUUCUUGGUUUUGCCACUGUGUAUGGAACUGUCACUCUCAAGCUUCACAGGGUUUUGAAGGUGUUUCUCUCACGAACAGCCCAACGAAGUCCCUAUAUGACUGGUGGACGAGUUAUGAGGAUGCUAGCAGUGAUACUCUUGGUAGUAUUUUGGUUUCUUGUUGGCUGGACAUCAUCAGUUUGCCAGAAUUUGGAGAGGCAGAUGUCACUUAUUGGCCAAGGGCAAACAUCUGAUCACCUCAUCUUCAAUAUGUGCCUCAUUGAACGCUGGGAUUACAUGACAGCAGUUGCUGAAUUUUUAUUCCUCUUGUGGGGAGUUUAUCUCUGCUAUGCAGUGCGGACAGUCCCAUCAGCAUUUCAUGAGCCACGCUACAUGGCUGUUGCAGUUCACAAUGAGCUCAUUAUCUCUGCUAUAUUCCAUACAAUUAGAUUUGUUCUUGCCUCAAGACUUCAGUCUGAUUGGAUGUUGAUGCUGUAUUUUGCACAUACUCAUUUGACUGUGACAGUCACUGUCGGGUUGCUUUUGAUUCCAAAGCUCAUAUACUAUCUAUUGCAGUUUUCACAUUCAAGCAAUAACCCACGUGAUGAUAUCGCUACUGAAGCAUAUGAAGAUGAGUUAGACAUGGGCCGAUCUGGAUCCUACCUGAACAGCAGUAUCAAUUCAGCCUGGAGUGAACACAGCUUGGAUCCAGAAGACAUACGGGAUGAGCUGAAGAAACUUUAUGCCCAGUUGGAAAUAUACAAAAGGAAAAAGAUGAUCACGAACAACCCCCACCUGCAGAAAAAACGGUGCUCCAAGAAGGGCUUAGGCCGCUCCAUCAUGCGGCGCAUCACAGAGAUCCCUGAAACGGUCAGCAGACAGUGCUCCAAAGAGGACAAGGAUGGUGCAGAACAUAGCUGUGCCAAGACCACUGCCCUGGCCAGGAAGAACGCGCCUGAGUCUUCGGGCCAUACUGGGAAGCCCAAGGAGGAGUCCCUGAAGAACCGGGUCUUUUCUGUGAAGAAGUCCCACAGCACAUACGACCACGUGCGGGAGCAAAUGGAGGAAUCGCACAGUUUGCAUGCAGAAAGCCAGGAGGAGGAGGGGACCGAAAAUUCCACCCUGGAGUCUGUGUCCACCAAAAGGCUCACACAGAAGCAGAAAGAAAACAGUGAAGGUGAGUCCACAGAGUCGGUGCCUUUGGUGUGCAAAUCUGCCAGUGCUCAUAAUCUCAGCUCCGAGAAAAAGCCAGGGCACCCCCGGAGCUCCAUGCUGCAGAAAUCUCUCAGUGUCAUUGCCAGUGCCAAGGAGAAGACGCUGGGCCUGGCUGGCAAGACCCAGGCUCCCGGUGUGGAGGAACGUGCUAAAUCCCAGAAAACUCUGCCAAAAGAUCAAGAGUCCAGCAGAAAAUACUCCAAUUCCGAUCACCCAGAGACUAAAGAGUCCGCAGCCCCUAACUCCAGCCACCUGGAGGAACAGAGGAAACCUCAGCGAUCUGGGAUUAUGAAGCCACAAAGGGUCACCCCCGCCCCUGCCAACCCGGACCCGAGCUCCUCCACUGUCCAGCCGAAGGACAACUUUGACAUAGGAGAGGUGUGUCCUUGGGAGGUUUAUGACCUGACCGCUGGUCCUGUGCCUUCAGAAUCAAAAGUCCAAAAACAUGUCUCUAUUGCGGCUUCUGAAAUGGAGAAAAACCCCACUUCCUCCUUAAAGGAGAAAUCUCAUCCCAAAUCAAAGGCAGCUCAGCCAUGUCCCCGGCCAAAUCAGAAGAGCAUAGACAAGGCCGAGGUGUGCCCUUGGGAGAGCCAAGGUCAGUCCCUGUUGGAAGAGGAGAAGCACUUGAUUUCCAAGAUUCAGGUUCCCGUGGGGAGAGUAAAAGAAGAAAAAGGCAAUCAGCAUUUGGCUACCAGUGUAUGUGUUGGGCAACCUGAAGAACUGAACCCCAAAGUUGUAGCAUCAAAAGCAGAUAAUGAAAAUCUUAACCAAAUAGGAGGCCAAAAAGAAAUGCUAUCUGCCUCAGAAGACACGGUGCCCAGUUCCUCUAACCCAUGUAAUAACUUGCAGCUAUCUUUGCUGUCCCGAGCUGAGGUGUGCCCAUGGGAGUUUGACACCUCAGAUCAACCAAAUGCUGAAACAAGUGUAGCUUUACCUGCCUCUUCCACUUUAAGUGCAAAUCAAACAGGAGGGCUUCAGAAGUAAGAAGUCUGGAUGCUUUUAAAAGGUAGCAUCUCUAGGAAGAAAACUUGAAUUUGGAUAUAAGACACAAGCUAUCAGGAUUGGAAAUUCCCAAGGUGUAUCUGAUAGGGGAAAUAUGAGCGGCAUGACCAGAAGACUAGGAGGGCAGAGUGCUAACGCCCUAGAGAGAAGGUUGACUGGCCAAGAAGUCUUUCCGGUGCUAACACUCGGGAAAUUGGCAUUUGAGCAUGUUUAGGGAGAGUAAACCCCAAUGUAUGCCCCAUCCAUAUUUAACCAUGGGACUUUGAAGAUCCUAGGCAAGGCAAAUCAGAAGACACAGAAGAGAGAGGAAAUUAUGUGAAAAAGCAGGUAUGAGACUGAAAUUCUAAGCUGUCUGAAAAGAACUCACUUUACCUAUUUAACCUUGAUAGCACUGCUAACUUAAUGCAUCCCCCAAAUAUCUUUUAUAUUACUGGUUGCUCUCAUUUUCUUAUAAAUGUAUGUAUGUUUCAGUA